This is a messenger RNA of Microtus oregoni (creeping vole), 1447 nucleotides long. It is a transcript of the gene Hsd17b2, whose product is annotated as hydroxysteroid 17-beta dehydrogenase 2. The record is from RefSeq and is a predicted model, not a curated record. Bases 39 to 1181 code for a protein of 380 amino acids. Gene Ontology annotation, molecular function: oxidoreductase activity. The transcript has 5 exons. NCBI's taxonomy places the organism in Eukaryota, Metazoa, Chordata, Mammalia, Rodentia, Cricetidae.
CUCCUCAGUGGCCCAGAGCAAACGAAGGCCGUUGGAGAAUGAGCCUGUUUUUCUCUGAGUCAGCAUGGCUCUCCUUGGCUGCCACUGCAGUGCUGGGGGGCAUGCUUCUCUGCAGAGCCAAGAGCCCGGAGCAGCGGUGCAGCCAGGUGCUGUGCCUUGCUGCCCUCUGGGGAGGUGCUUGUCUGCUCCACCUGUCCCUUCUCUGCAGCCUGUUCCUCUUGUCGCUGUCCUGCUUCUUCCUGGGUAUGUGGUCAACCGAUCAAGAAUUGUUACCUGUGGAUCAAAAGGCCGUGCUGGUGACAGGUGCUGAUUCUGGUUUUGGACAUGCCUUGGCCAAGCACCUGGACAAGCUGGGUUUCAGAGUGUUUGCCGGAGUGCUGGACGCGAAAGGCUCGGGAGCGGAGGAAUUGAGGAAAACCUGCUCUGAGCGCCUCUUGGUGCUCCAGAUGGAUGUCACCAAGCUUGAGGAGAUAAAAGAUGCUCACAGCAAAGUCACAGAAAAGACCAAAGACAAAGGGCUGUGGGCUGUGGUCAACAACGCUGGGAUCUUCCAGUAUCCAAUAGACGCGGAGAUCAUCCCCAUGGCCCAGUACAGAAAGUGCAUGGCCGUGAACUUCUUUGGAGCCGUGGAGGUCACCAAGGUGUUCCUGCCUCUCCUCAGGAGAUCCAAGGGGAGGCUGGUGAACAUGUGCAGCAUGGGAGCUGAGGUUCCGAUAAAAUGGUUGGCCGCUUACUGUUCCACGAAGGCAGCUUUGACCAUGUUUUCAUCAAUCGCCAGGCUGGAGCUUUCCAAGUGGGGAGUCAAAGUUGCUAUCAUCCAACCUGGAGGUUUCCAAACAAACGUUGCAGGCUCACCUGACAUUUGGGAUAAAAUGGAGAAGGAAAUUCUGGAUGACAUUUCACAAGAGACACAGGAUGACUACGGCCAGGACUAUAUCCAUACACAGAGGAGUUUUCUCCAGACCAUGAAAACCAGAUCCAGCCCAGACAUCACCCCUGUGCUUUGGGACAUCCAGCAUGCCAUUUCGGCCAAGAACCCCUCUUCGUUUUAUACCCCAGGGAAACUGACUUAUCAAUGGAUCUGCCUUAGCUCCUACUUCCCAACCAGCGUAUUGGACUAUGUUGUGCAGAAAUGUUUUGGUUCAAGAUACAAGCCAAGAGCUCUAAGGACGUCGAGUUAGAAGAACAAGGCCCCAGUGGGGUAGAAAAUGUCACGUUCUUAGGAUGAAAGGGAAACCUCUUAUUAAACUCAUUUUCUACCUCAAAUUCGUAGUUUGAAACCUGUUGGUUCCUUUUGCUGUAGUGGCAGGAGGGGCUGGAGAGCAACAGGGAGCACCGUGGAGGGUGCUGCUGAGACCUCCUGCCACCAGGCACCAACCAGAGCACGCUUUCCUCCCAGAUGCUGGACCUUCAAUUCUAGCCCACUUCAGGACAGUGACUAUAACAA